CAGCCGGAUGCAGGUACUGCGGAAGUACUGGAUACAUAGCGAAAGUGUCACGUAGUGUGAUAAUGCAGGUAGAGGUACCGGUAUCUUUCAAGGUGGCGUCCGGCCCCACUUACCACCGGUCUUCAAAAUCGGAAGCCGUCAAUUUCGGAGACAAGAAGCCGCGAUGAAGUCGGACUUGGACAAGACACACUGACCGUGUCCGGGGCUCAGUCUCCGUUUUAAAGGCGGUUCCCGGGCCAGCUACGGUAAACGCUCUGAUUGCGCUCCGAGUCAAGAAUCACAAGCCGGGCACUCCAUGUCGACGGGCCCUCCGAAAGACCCCACCCGACAAACCCUACAAUAAACGGAAGUCUGGACAUCAAGGUCCACUGAGACCAAAGUGAGAAAGAAGAGACAGUGAACUGUUACACACAUACGCCAUGGGAACGAAAUCCCUCGAGUUCAAGGUGCGCAAGUUGCAGGCCAACAGCACCACCGAAAAAGACCUUGCGAAGAAACAACCGUCGCGAGUCUAUGUCAACGAGGAAGCUCUGCUCGAGCUGACCGGCUCCAAAGACGGAGGACGGGCCAUUACCAUUGAGAAGAUCGACAAGAACUCUUCCGACGACCAGCCUGUGCGACGAGAGGCAACCCUAUGGAAAUCGCCAGAGAGGAUAGACAAGGCCAGCAUCCAGCUGUAUGACGCCUUCAGAGAUGUCUGCGGCUACCAGACUGGAGUUCAGGUCAAGGUCACAGUCCAGGAAGGGAAGCUUCCUGAAGCCGAAGAAGUCGUCCUUGAACAGCUACCUCCCGAAAAGGCUGGCAAAGAUGCAGAGACUGCCGGACCUAUCGACCCAUCCGAAAUCCCCGGCUGGGAGUUCUUCCUUUCCGGAAGGCUUUCUAUGAUCGAGCACGUCCACGCCGGUUUGACGUUCAAGAACCUCUACGCUAGGGGUCCGCAGAGGUCGUUCGUGGUUGCUUCGGUAAAUGGGCGACCAACCGGCAACGCGCGCUAUUUGGAUGGCAAGACGAAAGUCAGGAUAGGGGCGCCUUCCCCCGCUGGCCAGGCGGACGGAGUGCGCCAGGGGAAGCUGGAGGUCACAGGUGUUCGUGGACUGGACACUCAGAUCGAGAAACUCAACGACCUGCUGUCUCAGUUCACCGACCCCUGGGUCUUCAAGGGCAAGCCCAGGUACCGCGGUAUUGUCAUCCACGGCGGCCACGGCACGGGAAAGAGCAUGCUCCUGAAUACCAUUGCAGCCACCGGAUGGGGCACAGUCUACCGCAUCCAACCCAAGGACAAGCUUGCCGAGAUUCAGGACAUGUUCCAGAAAGCCAGACUUGAACAGCCCAGUAUCAUCUUGAUCGACCAGCUCGAGAGGCUCAUCGACAAGGAGAGAAACAACCGCACAUCUGUGAUACAGGCCCUCUGUGAGGCCCUGGAUACCUUGGGGGCCGAUGCCCAGGAAUCCGGCGAGAUUCCCAAGGUGGCUGUCAUCGUGACUUGCUUGGAUUACACAACCGACGUCCCCGAGGAUCUCAAGGAUCCCGGUAGGCUCACGGGUGAGAUCUACCUACCGCUGCCUGACGUCGAUGGCCGCAAGGAGAUUCUCGCCUCUUUCAACCUGCGGGUAGCCUCCGAGGAAGAAGACGCUCUCCUCCGCAGCCUCAGCGAACGCACGCAUGCCUACAACGGCAAGGACCUCCGCCGUCUCGUGGACGAAGCCGAGUUCAUAGCCAGGACGCGGAUCAACAGGACGGCGAAGAAAACAACAACACCACCAUCAACCGAGGACUUGGUUAGCCUUAAUGAUCAACCCGCAGCAGCAACAGAAGAAGUCGCAUCUCUCAUGAAUUCCCUACAACUCUCCGACGCCAACGCCAACGCUAGCACCACCACCACCCUCGUCGCUGAUUCGAUAACCUCACCCACGGAAUACUUCCUCCCCGCCGACUACGAAGAAGCCCUCCGCCUCGUCCGGCCCUCCGCCAUGCACGACGUAAACCUCAAGCCGCCUCCCAUCCACUGGUCCGACAUCGGCGGGCAAGCCUCCGUCAAGGUUUCUCUCCGACGCGCCGUGCGCAUGUCCACCGAGCCCGUCCACGUGUUAUCUCGCUUCUUCGCCCGUCCGCCCAAGGGUUUCCUCUUGUAUGGACCCCCCGGCUGCUCAAAAACCAUGGCGGCGCAAGCGAUGGCGACCGAGUCCGGCCUCAAUUUCUUUGCGGUCAAGGGCGCCGAGCUGCUAAACAUGUACGUGGGCGAGUCGGAGAGGGCGGUGCGGAGGCUGUUUCAGAGGGCGAGGGAGGUGGCGCCGAGUAUGAUUUUUUUUGAUGAGAUUGAUUCUAUUGCGGGGCAAAGGUCGGGUUUUGGGCACGGCGGAUCCUCUACAUCAUCUGGAUCGGGGGGAAGUUCUAGCGGUUUGAAUGUGUUGACCACACUGCUUAACGAGAUGGACGGCUUCGAAGCUUUAACGGGCGUGGUGGUUCUGGCUGCUACCAACAGGCCGCAGGCGCUGGAUCCGGCUUUGCUUCGCCCCGGGAGAUUUGACGAGUUGAUUUAUGUCAGUCCGCCGGAUGAGGAGGCGAGGGCGGCCAUUUUCGGGAAGGAGGCGGAGAAGAGGCAGAUGUUGAUUGGCGAGGAGGAGAUUGAGCGGCUGGCGACUAUCACGGAUGGGUUCUCGGGCGCGGAGAUUAAGGGUAUUUGCGCGGUGGCGGGCACGAGGGCUUAUGAUCGCUACCUUAAACUGGAUUCGGUUGAGGAAGAUACGCCGGUGGGCAUCACGAUAGAGGAUCUGGAGAUGGCGGCUAAGGGUAUGAUGAGGCAGAUUACACCCGAGAUGAUUAGGGGUUUUGAGCAGUGGGAGAAGCAGUUUAGGAGGUAUUAGAUCGGGAGUUUAUGUUGAAGAGAGGAAAUGGGUAUUUUAUUACUUUUAUAGAGGCGGCAUGGGUAGAUAAAACUCGCUCGAAUUCAUCAUCACUACUACCUUUUUCA
Neurospora tetraspora is the source of this 2971-nucleotide messenger RNA. RefSeq names its product P-loop containing nucleoside triphosphate hydrolase protein. Gene Ontology annotation, cellular component: cytoplasm. NCBI's taxonomy places the organism in Eukaryota, Fungi, Ascomycota, Sordariomycetes, Sordariales, Sordariaceae. The transcript has a single exon. The record is from RefSeq and is a predicted model, not a curated record. The coding region runs from base 420 to 2864 and encodes 814 amino acids. Gene Ontology annotation, molecular function: ATP hydrolysis activity; ATP binding.